AGACUACAGAGGAACAAAGGGCAAAUGAGUAUGAGAAUAAAAGGUGCUUGAUUGGAACACUCUGGUGUGACCAAAGCAUCGCUGCAGAGCCUGUUGAGGUAAUAAAAGAAAAGUCGACGAGAGGCGGGCCUUCGUCUGUCAUGUUUACAGGCCGCUUUCAACAACAAAAUUUACCAUGACAAGCGUUAAUUCAACCGAGCGGGCUCUUCACUCGACAUAUCGUACUUAGCUAAUGGUCUAGCUAGAUAGAGGCAGCCUUUCCACUAGCCUGGGUUAAAACAUACUCGGGUUAAAAGUUAUCCGUUUUUAAAGUGAGUCAAUGGAAACGGCACUUUUCUUCGACCCAUUUUUAAUCCGUUUUUGAUCGUUCCCACUAAGCCGGGUUAAUAUGUAUCCAGGGUUAAAAGUUGUAAGAGAGAUAAGUAUUUGCAUCAAUAAUCCUUCAAUUUCUAUCGUUGUAAGCCAAUGGAAGCAACAUUGACAGUCAGGAUUUUGUUUUUUGAUUUUUGGCGCCGUCUCAAUUUUUAAACGUUGCUGUUGUUGCAAGUGGAUCAAAAGUUAUCCGGGUUCGGCGUUUCCAUUAACUCACAGGUGAGUCAAAAGAUACCCGGGUAAAAACUGACCCACUUUGAGACCCGUUUUCAAACUUAUCCGUUUUUCAAGUGGGUUAGUGGGAACGCGACGCAGAAACGGAUAGCUGAAAUCGGAUUCGUUUUAAAAUGUAUGCAUUCACUUGAUUCUAGAGACUUUGAUAUCAUUCUUCAGAGGUGUCAGAAAGUUUUUGACGGAGGGCCCUUUUAACAUGGGGUAGAAUAUCUUCCCCGUCCAAUGCGUACAUGCUUCAAGGGGGCACUAGCCCCCUAGCUUUUCAAUAGUAGCAUCUUGAAAGAAAAUAAAAUCGCUAUGAAAUGGGCAUGAUUAACGAAAGCAAUUUGCCCGACAAAAUCUGCUUUUUUAAAGAUUGGGGAGGGGUUGCAGCACCUCCCCCAAUACCCUCCAGCAGUUUCGCCCCUGUUUGUCAUGAUUUCACCAAUCAAGCUGAUUGGCCUUAACUCACCCUCGGGGGAGGGGGGUAACUUAAUAGGUUUGACGUACGGGGACGUGCCAUUAUUUAGGGGUACCUUUAUCAAAAAAAUGCGGAAUUAUGGGUAUUAGUUUUUCAAUUAUGUGCGGAAUUAUGGGUACCAUUUGAAGAAAUAUACAGAGUUAUCGAUACCAUUUUGGAAAACCAGUUAGCUAGGAACUUAGCAACACCAUUAGGCAUGCAAAAAUCAUAUUUUGACAACCAUGGCUAUAACGGAACUGAAGGAAAACAUGACUGGUUUGAAAAGCUUUUAGCCAGUGGUGAUCAUGGAAACUUUUUUAAGAACAUGCAGAAAGAUUCUAUUGAUAAUGACACAGAAGAAGAAGCUGAUGGCCUUAUUGAUGAAGCAAAUACCUCAGAUGAUUCCUACAGUGAACAGCUUACCCCAGACAGAGAAGAACAACUAGCAAUGCAAUCUGCUCUUGAAAGAUGUGUUGCCCAGCAUAAUAGUAAACAUGCAACUGACCAAAAGGAAAGCUCAAAGCACUUUCCAACAAUAAUGGUACCAGGACAUGGGAGGCAGUAUAAAUCAACCCUUGUAAGGCUUAUCAACGAGGACCCGCAUUUAUCCAAGGAUCGGUAAGGAUCGGUUGUUUCCUUUCCCUUUGCAGUUGUUGUCUAAACUUGGGCAUUGCAAAUAACUUGUUCUUGUUCCAACUGCAGUGCAAGUUGUGUAAAUUAUUACACAUUGGAGAACUUGCCAUUACUGUAUUCUCAGAUUUUCGAAAAAUACUCCUACUGUACGGGCGAUUCCAUCCCUGCAUUGCCCUACCCUGGGUUGCGGCUCUGGUACCCAGGGUUGCAUUGCCCUGACUUUGUACCAUUCAGCACAAGAUUCAUCUCCAGAUUCAUCCCCAGAUUCAUCUCCAGAUUCAUCCCCAGAUUCAUCUCCAGAUUCAUCUCCAGAUUCAUCUCCAGAUUCAUCUCCAGAUUCAUCCCCAGAUUCAUCUCCAGAUUCAUCUCCAGAUUCAUCUCCAGAUUCAUCCCCAGAUUCAUCCCCAGCUUCAUCUCCAGUUUCAUCCCCAGAUUCAUCUCCAGAUUCAUCCCCAGAUUCAUCUCCAGAUUCAUCUCCAGAUUCAUCUCCAGAUUCAUCUCCAGAUUCAUCCCCAGAUUCAUCCCCAGCUUAAUCUCCAGUUUCAUCUCCAGAUUCAUCCCCAGAUUCAUCUCCAGAUUCAUCUCCAGAUUCAUCCCCAGAUUCAUCCCCAGAUUAAUCCCCAGAUUCAUCUCCAGAUUCAUCUCCAGAUUCAUCCCCAGAUUCAUCCCCAGAUUCAUCCCCAGAUUCAUCUCCAGAUUCAUCCCCAGAUUCAUCUCCAGAUUCAUCCCCAGAUUAAUCCCCAGAUUCAUCCCCAGAUUCAAAAACUUGCUUGCACUGUGCAAUUAGUAAGAAAAUGUGUUAUUUCCCAAGUUUCUAUUCAAUUUCCACUCGAUAAAAGCUUUUUUUUGCCAAUUCAUCCUUGAUGUUUUUAGCGGGCCCAGGCGUGCGUAUUUUCCAUCCCCAGAUUUAUGCCCAGAUUCGCGUUUUGCUUAAUAUGGGUCUAAAAAUAGCUUGAGAUGUGUCAAAAUGACAAUUUUGAGCCUACCAAUGUUGCUAGCUGGCCUAGGCAGUACUUUUUAUCCCCAGAUUCACGGUCAUAGGGAUACCAAAAGACCACGGGGAUACUAUUGCCAAACCAAUAACCGAACAGCAGUAAUUAACGCACAAAACAAAUUUCAAGAGAACAGUUUUAGAAAAUCAAAACAGAACAGCAGCAUUUCUAAUUACAAUUUUUUGAAGCAACAUGACAUAUAAAGCUUGCUGAAUUGUAGCAAGAAGAUCAUAAAAGCAAUCAAAUUAAAAGGCAUCAUUAUAUGUCGAAUUGACGUUAAAAAUUGUGUGCCAUAUAAAUGUAUCUUUCUUUUUUUCUCCAUUACUUCAAAAAAAUUUGAAAAACAAUAAAGAUUUUGAGGUACAAAGUAACGGCCACAUGGUAUUUGUCCUAUUUCAAUAGAAUGCUUUAUCAUAUUUUAUCAAUGACAAAAACAUUUUCUCUCGAACCAAGGGCAAUACUUGUCCCCUCAUACCCCCUCUUGUCCUCCGUGGGGCACAGUUGAUCGGAGUACAGAAACUACACCGGGCGAUUGAUAAUAACCAGUAGAUCGAAUUUUCUGUUUAAACGUUCAGGUUUUAAAAAAUAAUAAACGACAAAAGAUUUUGGUAUUUAACGAAUAUAUCGAAGAACAAAAAGAAGCAUGCUCGGUAGAAAAAUCUAUCCUAAGAAUGUUCCAUAUAUAAUUUGUCAUAUGAAGUUGUACUUCAGAUAUCCUACGCAGUCAUUUCAUCACAAACAGCUCCUUGACGCACUUGAUUAAGGGCAUUCUUCACCUUCCUAGCCUUUCUUACUGAACCAGGCCAUUCCAAAACGUACGUGUCUUCGUUCAUAACAUAAACCUCCGAUUUCUUCACCAUUAUCAAAUAUUGUUCACCAGAUUUGAUCUCUGGAUAGUCGCAGUUUGUUAAUUUGUACAUGUACACCUCGAUAUCUUUCUUCAGGCCAUUCGAAUAAGUUUUGUAGACAUCCACCACUCGAAAUGCAAUUUUCUGCAUCGAAU
Molecule: messenger RNA, 3673 nt
Organism: Rhopilema esculentum
Lineage: Eukaryota; Metazoa; Cnidaria; Scyphozoa; Rhizostomeae; Rhizostomatidae
Source: RefSeq, a predicted model, not a curated record